Meloidogyne enterolobii is the source of this 230-nucleotide messenger RNA. NCBI's taxonomy places the organism in Eukaryota, Metazoa, Nematoda, Chromadorea, Rhabditida, Meloidogynidae. The record is from the annotation of a GenBank genome assembly.
AUGCUCUCCCGCGACUCAUAUUCCCAUUGGGUAAUGGAGGUAUAUUCAUUCCCACCCGAUUCAAUCGGAUUCUCAGAUUGGCAUAAAAUGCUAAGACCAAAAAAUCAACAAAAUAACAAAAGCAGAAAACAAAGAGGAAGGCGUAAACAAAGAGGGAGGAGACAUCAUAAUCAUCAUUAAAAAAAUUAAAUUUUUGAGCAAUAAAUUGAGAAAAAAAUAAAUAAAUAUUU